AAAGGAUAGGGAUGCCAAAGCAGGGAUUUGAGGUGGCACAGGCCAUGUCAGGGGAGAGUACAGGAAGAGCCCUUUAUGCUGGGAAGCUGGACUUGUUUGAGGGCAGAAAUGCAGGCCAAGCUUCCUGAGAGUCAAGCAGAAAGGGGCAAUAGCCCUGGUGAUGGGUGGCAGGAGGGAGAGGCCUGCAUGGUGUCGCAGUCCAGGAGUCAGGGAGAGUGGCGUGGUCACAGCAAUAUCCCUCCUUCCUCGGGCCUCAGAUCCACCUCCUCUCAGGCCUCCCUCAUUUCCUGCCCGUGAAAUGGGGAUGGGAAAGGUCCCUUCCCUUCACAAUUGAGGGUGAACCCUCUGGGCAGGAUGGAGCCACAGUAGCCCAUGAGCAGUGUGAGAGAGGAGGCCAGACCCCACUCCAUUUAGCUUGUGGCCUGGGACCCUGCAUUCCCGACUCUUCUCACAGGAGGUUCAGCUGCUCGGGGACCCACACGGGCAAGGCAGGGGCUCGCCGGUCGCCGGGACCCAUAGUCUCCCUCAGGCCUGGCCUCUGGGGUCCUGCCAGGUUUCUGCUCCUCCCUGGCUGUUUCCCCAGUGGUCCCUGGAGAUCAGGAAACCAGGCUUCUUCCCAGAGAAAGCUGGGUCCCGGGUGUCACAUGGCCCUGUGGCCGCCAUGGUGUGUCCCCACUCCUCCUUGCUGUGUCCUGGGUUUCCCUGGCUGGGGUUUGAGGAGGUGCUCAGGGUGAGGCUGGCCAGUUACCACUUCUGCACAGCCUCUCCUGCAUUGGGUUCCAGCGGACAUGCUGUUUGUGCCUAUUUAUCUGAUGCCCGAGCAAAUGGGCGUCCUGUUUUCACCUGCCAGCCUAGCAUUGUCCCUGUCCCCCAGGCCUGGCUCCUCUUCUCCCCUCUGCCCAUGCCCACCUUGCCUGUCCUUGCAGCCAGCAGGACCCACAGCUGUCCCCUCCUGCCACCUGGUGGCCCCAGCCGCUCACCAAGCUCCCUCUGAGCGCUCCUCCACUCCCCUGCCUGGUGAGCCGAGAUCUGACCGUGGCCCUCUCCUGCUUCAGCUUCAUCCCAGCACCUUACGGGCCUCCUUUGACUCCCUGAAGCAGCAGAUGGAGAAUGUGGGCAGCACGCACCUCCAGCUGGCCCUGGCCCUGCGUGAGGAGCUGCGGAGCCUGGAGGAAUUCCGAGAACGGCAGAAGGAGCAGAGGCGCAAGUAUGAGGCCAUCAUGGACCGUGUCCAGAAGAGCAAGCUGUCACUCUAUAAGAAGGCCAUGGAGUCCAAGAGAACAUACGAGCAGAAGUGCCGGGAUGCGGACGACGCUGAGCAGGUCUGCGAGCGCAUCAGUGCCAGUGGGAGCAGUGCCAGCCAGAAGCAAGUGGAGAAGAGCCAGAACAAGGCCAAGCAGUGCAAGGAUGCAGCCACCGAGUCAGAGAGGGCGUACAGGCAGAGCAUUGAGCAGCUGGAGAAGGUUCGGGCCGAGUGGGAGCAGGAGCACCGGACCACCUGCGAGGCCUUCCAGCUGCAAGAGUUCGACCGGCUGAUCAUCCUGCGCAAUGCCCUGUGGGUGCACUGCAACCAGCUCUCCAUGCAGUGUGUCAAGGAUGAUGAGCUCUACGAGGAGGUACGGCUGACACUGGAAGGCUGCAGUGUGGAUGCCGACCUCAACAGCUUCAUCCAGGCCAAGGCCACUGGCACCGAGCCCCCGGCCCCAGUGCCCUACCAGAACUACUAUGACCGGGAGGUCGCCCUGUCGGCUGGCAGCCCUGGCAUGCAGCCGUCCUGCGGCAUGAUAAAGAGGUUCUCCGGGCUGCUGCAUGGAAGUCCAAAGACCACAUCCGUGCAAGCUCCUACUGAGACCCUGACGCCCACCCCCGAGCGAAAGGAGUGUGUUUACGCAGACAUCGCCAUCCCUGUGCAGGGGGCACCUGCCCAGGAUGGCCCAGCCCAGGACUAUAGGGCGCUAUACGAUUAUGCGGCGCAGAGUUCCGAGGAGCUGGACAUUUCUGCGGGGGACAUCCUGGUGGUCAUCCUGGAGGGGGAGGAUGGCUGGUGGACAGUGGAACGGAACGGGCAGCGUGGCUUUGUCCCCGGGUCCUAUCUGGAGAAGCUCUGAUCAACCCAUUCUGCCUGUGGCCAAGACAGCGCUUGCUUCUCCCCAGGGGUUGGCCCCCAGGAAUAAAGGUGUGCAUUCUUGUCC
Chinchilla lanigera (long-tailed chinchilla) is the source of this 2192-nucleotide messenger RNA. RefSeq names its product proline-serine-threonine phosphatase interacting protein 1 (gene Pstpip1). The transcript has 13 exons. Gene Ontology annotation, cellular component: cytoplasm; plasma membrane; actin filament. Gene Ontology annotation, biological process: actin filament polymerization. The coding region runs from base 789 to 2108 and encodes 439 amino acids. Lineage: Eukaryota; Metazoa; Chordata; Mammalia; Rodentia; Chinchillidae. Gene Ontology annotation, molecular function: actin filament binding. The record is from RefSeq and is a predicted model, not a curated record.